Clonostachys solani is the source of this 1035-nucleotide messenger RNA. The record is from the annotation of a GenBank genome assembly. Lineage: Eukaryota; Fungi; Ascomycota; Sordariomycetes; Hypocreales; Bionectriaceae.
CUGAAAGAAGUUACGAUUGACGUCUUAGUACGUAAGGAAGACCAGGCGGAGAAGCUUCGAGAGGCCUACGGGGACCGAAUUGGAACAGCUUUUUGGAAAGGCCUCACGGACCAGGAUUUCAUUAUCAAUACAGCAGCGAAUUAUGAUAUUGUUAUCAAUGCGGGAUCUGGUUUCUUCCCUGGCGGUGCCGCGGCCUUUGUCGAGGGCCUCGCUCGCCGUGUUAAGAAUGGUGAGCGAGCGCCAUGGAUGAUACACAUUGCCGGCUGUACCAACUUGUCAGACUUGCCCAUCACGGGCAAAGCUUAUCCAGACAGAGAAUGGGAUGACGCGGAUGGCAAUGCAAUCUACGAGUUUCUCAAAUCGGAGGACGAGAGGAGCCCGUAUCUACAACGCACGGCCGAGGUAGCUGUCCUUUCUCGGGCUGAGGAGACGGGCGUCCAGGCUGUUAGCUUAAACACACCUGGAAUCUACGGCCUCGGAACAGGGCUUUUCAAUCAGGCCGGCCUCGUCAUUCCGUCUGCGGCGCGAUACGUUAUCACCCGAGGUUAUGGACACACAGUCCUUGAUACAACCAGUUUUGACCUGGUGCAUGUGGAGGAUCUGGCCGAUCUUUACAUUCUUCUUGUACGGGCGAUACUGGAAAGGGAGGACAGAGGUGUCGAUUUCAUUCCGUCGGGCAAGAACGGUAUCAUAUUUCCGGCCGUGCUUCGGGCUUCCAGUAUAGAGAUCAUGCAGCUGGCCUUGGAUGCGGCCUUCGAGGAGGGGGUGUUGCCCAGGGAAGAUACACCAAAGGAGAAGGAGAUAAGGCGCAUCACUUUGAAGCAGAUGGCAGAUGAAGUCACUUUUGGAAUGCAGGAGGUGGCUGAGCGGCUGGUAGGCCAUAAGGCGCAGAAGGGGACCGUGGCUAAGACGCUUCUCGGUUGGGAGCCAAAGAGGCUUGACGAGGCCUGGAAACAAGACUUCAAAGAGGAACUGUUGGCAUUCAAAGCCGGAAAAAGAGGGAAUAUAGGUGAUGGGGCUAUUGGAUUAAAUUAG